UUCUGACUGUUGUUCCAGCUUGUCAGGAUCCUCCUGAAUCUUGAUUCUGCCUUCUAAGGUUUUGUGGCAGUGCUGAUAUUCUUUCAAAACUAUAGAAAGAAAUGGAUCGACAUAUUCCUGUGUAUCCUUUACCAGAAGAAAUAAGAAAGAUGUCCCGAGAUGAGACAGUGUGUAAAUAUUGUGGAGUCAGUUAUUUGAUCCUUCAUGAAUUUAAGCUACUGGAAGAGAAAGUAAAAGCAAUGGAAAAGAAGAUGAAGUUUUAUGAGGGCAGUGUGGAACGGGAGAAAAUACUGCAAGAAAAGCUACAGUGCCUAAGUCAAGAUUUUGAACAAUGUACAGCAGCUAGUGAAUCAAAAGCAGAAAGAAUAAAAGAAUUAGUUACAGAGCUUGAAAAUAAGGGAACUGCAGUAGAGAAUCUAAACAAACAGUUGAGAAGCUUCCACAAAGACAAGGAAGUUAUAUGGAGACAGUCACAAUUGUUCCGGAAAACAUUGGAACAACAUAAAUUUAUCCUAAAGAAAGCCUUUAAUCUUCUUCCCUAUAUCAGGGGAUUGCUGAACAAUUUUAAAGAAGAAAUAUUUGGUUUUCUCAAAGAAUGGAUUUCACUAAAAGGAGAUAUAUUUUUACAACUAAAAACCAUUAAUAUAAUAGGACCGGCAGAAGUAUCCAGCUUGAACCAAAGUUUAGGUGAAUGUCAGAGGGAAAAUCUUACCCUUUGGGAAGAGGUGCAGCACCUAAGACUGAAGUCUGAUGCAGCUGCACUGGAAGCUAAGCAACUUCAGGCUUCUCUUUUACGGGAGAAUGAAUUACAAAAUAGAUGUAAUGAAUUACAGAAGGAAACACAAGAUUUAACAGAUCAAAUACAGACAACUGAACUCAAGUUCCAGAAAGCCGCUGCUGAAAUUAUACAUUUUAAAGAAUUAGUCAUAAAGAAAUCAAAAGAAUGUGAAGAUCAUCAAAGGGAAUUUCAAAAGUUGUCAUCUGAAAUUGGAAUAGCUAAAUCUCGGUUUACUCAUACAAUGACAGAAAAAGAACAAUCUUUACUUGCCUGCCAACAAAUGUGUCAGCAUUUACAGGAAGAAACAGUUGAGAAAGAAAAGAAAGAAGAUAACCUUAAAAAACGAACCAAGAUUUUGGAAAGUGAACUGGAAACAAUUAACAAUCUUCUGAAGCAGCGAGAGGAAGAAGUAGCCAUGUUUAAGCAAGAAAGGGAGUCAGUCCUGGUUUCCCAUCAGAAGAUAACAGAGCAGCUGCAGGAAACAUUAAGGCAGAAAGUGCUGAAUGAAAAGAACUGGCAAGAAAAGGUUGAAACUGAUAGAGUGAAAGAGCACAUCAGUCACAAAGAAGAGAUUCUUAGACUCAAAGAAGAAGCCAGAAUAGAACUAGAUAUUGAGAAAGAAAAGCAUCAGGAAUUAAUUGCAAAAUAUCAAAAAGAUCAGGAUGAGCUGCUACAUACAAAGAUACCUCAACUGAUACGUAAUGCUACUAAUAAACUGAAGGUUGAAAUGGACACACUUGAAAAGAAGCUCUCUGAAGCUGAGAGUAAGCUUAAUGAGAAUAACCGAGAAAGGGAAAACGAAUGGCAGAGCCUCAAAAAACAAAUGACUGAGCUUGAGUUCCAGCUGAAGGAAGAACAGAGCAUUCAUAAUUCAGUGACAGAAGACAUGAGAGAAGAAAUAAAAAAGAAGACCUAUGAAUUGGCAAAACUAACUGAGGAACAAAAACAAUUGAUUCAGAAAAUGAAUCAAGUUCAAGAGGAGAAUGCUCUUCUCCAGGACACAGUGCGCAGGGAGUGUGAGGAACGCUAUGAGCUUACCGAAGCUUUGGCUCAAGCUAAAGAACAAGUCAUGGAACUAAAGAAUCUUGGUGGAAAGUUCCCCUUGUCACAGUGUUCCCUCAGUCAGGGUAGUCCAACUUCCUCCUCCACUUUGAUCAGCAAGCAAAGGUGCCCAAAUGCCGCAAAAGCAUUAUCUGAGAUUUCAAGGACCACUAAAACAGUAGUCAGUGGUAGGAACAAAAACAGCUUCGAUGUUAGCUUGCCUGCUCUACCUACAUUGCAGUCACCUCGAAGGAGAACGUCUUCUCUAGAUGAAUCCAGGAGAAGGAUCACAGCAGUUAUAAAAAGACAAAUGAGUCAGCUAUGAUGAGAAAAGAAUUGCCAUCCAGGAUCAAGAGCUUUGGCAUAUUAUCUAAGUUUCUUAAAGUGAGUCUUUGGAAGCUAAUGUUGCAAGAGAAUACUUUUCUGGAAUAAGCGGGCUUUUAGGAAUGAAUAUUUGUAUACCAAUAGCAUGCUAUUACACUAUAAGGCCAUGCUUUGCUUACCAAAAAGUUUGUGUUUUAUCAUACAAUCAUGAUUCCUCAUUUCAAUCAGUAAAAGGUGGUGACUUCAGUUUAGUGGCUUCUAGCUUACCACUCCAGGCUGCAAGAUCAGGCUCACAUGUCUUCCUUCUUAUAAGACAUUCACUAAAUGCAGCAAAAUAAAUGUCAUAGAGAAACAUCCUAGCCUUUGUAAUAUGUCAUUUAAAAAUAGGAUGCCAUCAAGACUAGGCUAGGUAUUUUCUUGUGAUUAUGAUUAUGUGAGCUUCUACCUGUAAUGGGAACUGGUACUAUUCAGGCACAGACCCACCUCUAUGGAAACUAAGCCUUAUAUGCAUCAUGUGUAUAUGGAGUACAACAAAUUAAGUGAUUUCCUUCCUUCCUUUUCCCACCCCAUGGACACAGACCCACCUCAAUGGACACAUUGGACACUUGGACACAGACCCACCUCAACAUGCACACAUUCCAUUUUGCCACAGUGUUUUAAUUCAUUUGUCGCUAUUGUUAACAUGUUAAUAAAAAGCUUGCUGACUUGUUU
Messenger RNA from Candoia aspera, 2854 nucleotides. It is a transcript of the gene LEKR1, whose product is annotated as leucine, glutamate and lysine rich 1. The transcript is spliced from 13 exons. Bases 102 to 2144 code for a protein of 680 amino acids. Lineage: Eukaryota; Metazoa; Chordata; Lepidosauria; Squamata; Candoiidae. The record is from RefSeq and is a predicted model, not a curated record.